AUGCGACUCAAGACGAAAGCAGCCAAACGUCUUUCGGCUCCGUCUCCUCCUUCUGCAACAUAUCAUGAAUCUCAAGAACAAUCAAAUGAACAAAUGAUUAUAAAAUGUACAAAUCUUAUUCAACAAGACGAUAAAAAUUCUGAUGACGAUAAUCAAGACACAAAUGAAAUGAUUAUGAUCAAAAAUGAACAAGAUGAUCAUCAUCAUAGCAUGUAUGAUCAUACCGACAUGAUUAUCAAUGGUACACUAGCAACAAAUAUUAAUGGGAACGCAUCAAAUUCAAGUGAAACAAGCGAAUGUGAAAAUCGUCUUUAUUCAUGUUCAGAUUGUGGCAAAAGUUUUCAAACAUCAUCAGGUUUAAAACAACAUAGAAAUAUUCAUUCAAGUAUCAAACCGUGGAAAUGUGAAUUUUGUACAAAAUCUUAUACACAAUUUUCAAAUUUAUGUCGUCAUAAAAGAUCACAUGCAAAUGCACGCACACAAAUUGAUUGUAAAGAUUGUGGUCAAUCAUUUCAAAGUCAUGUUGCAUUGAAUAAACAUCGAAGCUCAUGUAAAGAACGACAUUUUUCAAUAACAACGCCAUCAACUGUUACACCAAAUUUAGCUGCUUUCAUUCCAUUUAUUGAUACAUCAUCAUUAUUAAAUCAAAUAAAUAAAACUGAUUUAUCAAUAUCACCACCCAACGAACCAAUAGAUUUAACAAAAACAUAUCAACGUCCAAGAACAUCAUCAACUGAUCAACCAAUUGAUUAUUCAAUCAUUAAUAAACGAUACAAUUAUAACAAUCAACAUACUUCACAUGUAUUUGGUGAUAAACAAGAGAAAAAGUUUAGAAAAAAUGAAGAUAAUUUCAUUGAAAAACACGUCCAUGAUGAUGAUAAUAAUAAUAAUGAUGAUGAUAAUGAAGAAGACGAUGAUGAGGAUGAAAAUCAUCAUCAAUUUUUGUCAGUGGGAAGAAAACAAACGAAAGAAUAUAAUGAUCAUAGACCGUUAACACCAGUAUCGUCUUCAUCAAGUCCUCAGACAAUUUCGUCGCUUGAAAAAAAACCUAUUUUAUCAACAAAUGAUAAACCAAUGAUUAGAGGCAGAGAUCGAUAUUGCUGUACUUACUGUUCAAAAACAUUUCCACGUAGUGCCAAUCUUACUCGUCAUUUGAGAACACAUACAGAUAAGUAUUUUUAA
This is a messenger RNA of Rotaria socialis, 1182 nucleotides long. NCBI's taxonomy places the organism in Eukaryota, Metazoa, Rotifera, Eurotatoria, Philodinida, Philodinidae. The record is from the annotation of a GenBank genome assembly.